Molecule: messenger RNA, 1848 nt
Organism: Fusarium keratoplasticum
Lineage: Eukaryota; Fungi; Ascomycota; Sordariomycetes; Hypocreales; Nectriaceae
Product: FAD-binding FR-type domain-containing protein
Exons: 1
Coding region: 1-1848 (615 amino acids)
Biological process (GO): homocysteine metabolic process
Cellular component (GO): cytosol
Molecular function (GO): flavin adenine dinucleotide binding; FMN binding; [methionine synthase] reductase (NADPH) activity
Source: RefSeq, a predicted model, not a curated record
AUGAUUGCCGCCGCCUCUCCCAUCCACAUUGACGGCAUCGUCAACCCCGCCGCACCAAACCCCGCCGAGCUGGCCAUCACCGAGGGCACUCCCUCAAUUGCUCCCUCCCUGACCUACUCGGACGAAUCCGAUGACCAAGAAGAUGAGCCCGUCAUCCCCCUCGAGCGCCGCCGUCGCGCAUCUACACGCCUGAUUGCCCAGAACGCCCGUGACAUCCAGCGAAUCACUGGAGAGUCGAGGGCCGAGUUUGUGGGACGCUGCUGUGGCGGCGCCUGCUGCAUGGGUGACAGGGCCAACGUCGAGUAUGAGGACGUUCCCCUUCCCGACAACGAUGCCUACAAGUCUCUUGGACUUCGACUUGGGAACAUUCCCGCUCAUCUGACUGGCGUCAUUGAGAUGCCUGAGAAGACUGUCUCUUUCACCUCAAUUCCCAGACCAGUCUCUUCUCCCACAGACUCGGCCAUCUCCCUCGGCUCUGACGCUGAGCCCUCCUCCCCCAACACCAAGUUCCUCACCCCCGGACCUGGCUAUGAGGCCGUCGACACCACAAUUCAGCCUCCUCAGUUCGUUCAGCCUCAUCCUCCUCACCAUGUCUACCCCGCCAAGAUCCACAACACUCGCGAGUUGACCGGGCCUGGUGCUGAGAAGCGCACCUACCACUUCGACCUUGACGUCACUGACUACCCUCCUGAAGAGAUUUUCGACUUCAGAGUCGGUGGUGCCAUUGGUGUCAUGGCGCCCAACGAUGAGAUCUCGGUCGAUGAGAUCCUUGACACUCUCAUGAUUCCUCGCUUCCAGCGAGACAAGCCCGUUCUCAUGAAGACCACCAAGGGUCGCUGGCCUACCGUCUGGGGUGACGAGAAGGCUCGUGAGCUCAUCACCACCCGACGUGAGCUCCUCACUUGGACCACAGACAUUCAGUCAUAUGCCCCAACCAAGGAGCUUCUCCGUAUCAUUGCUGAGCACGCCUCGGCUGCCAAUGAGAAGAAGAUCCUCAUGUACCUCUGCUCGAACGAGGGAGCUAGCAUCUUCUCUGACUUCCGCGGAGGUCCCCACGUCACCCUCUCCCAGAUCCUCAACGCCUUCCCCAGCUCUCACCCUCCUCUGGACGAACUCCUCUCGGUCCAGCCUCAGCUCAUGCCCCGAUUCUACUCCCUGUCCAAUGACCCCACAGAGUCAUACGCCCUUCGUGACCACUCUCAGCGUCGCCUGAUUGAGAUUGCCGUCACUGUCCACGACUCUAUGGACUGGCGGCGUGGUUGCCGUGCUGGUGUCGGCUCCGGCUUCUUUGAGCGUCAGGCUCACAAGUUUAUGCGAGCCCAGGCCGCCGGUGAGAAGGCUCCCCAGGUCUUCAUCCCCAUGUUCAAGGGUUUGAUGGCGAACCCCCUGGCCAAGCAGUUCAACUCUGACGGCCCCAUGCUGCUGAUCGGUGCUGGUGUUGGCAUUGCUCCCUUCCGAGGCUUUGUCCAGCGUCGUCUGAAGCAGGCCAACUGCGCCAACAAGGUCUGGGUCCUCCAGGGCAUCCGUGACUCUCUCGUGGACGAGAUCUACAACGGCGAGUGGGGUGUCCACGAGGAGGAGGUCAAGCGCGUUGUGCAGAGCCGAGUGGGCACUGGCAAGUAUGUGCAGGAGGAGGUGCGAAACCAGGCCGAUCUCGUCUGGUACAUCAUCAACAACUCCAUCGACGGACGCAUCUUUGUUUGCGGUAGCAGCAAGGGUAUGGGCGAGGGUGUUGAGGAGGCCCUCUGCGACGUCGCCAUGGAGAAGGGUAACCUGGAGCGCGACGAGGCUCACAAGUUCUGGCAACUCAAGAAGGAGGAGGGCAGAUACAUUGCCGAGACAUGGUAG